Molecule: messenger RNA, 510 nt
Organism: Dovyalis caffra
Lineage: Eukaryota; Viridiplantae; Streptophyta; Magnoliopsida; Malpighiales; Salicaceae
Source: the annotation of a GenBank genome assembly
AUGGCUUUCUCUGAUAGGGGCUCGCUUCUUCAAGCUCCGAACAACCUAUACAAGUCAGCGAAAGUCCCUCAAACUCAAUCAAUAUCAACAACAUGUCGUGACCGGUUAGGCUUGGUUGAUUUUGUCAGAAAAGUAGGUUUCGGGGGUUCAUUGAUUAGUACACCUCUGGUGCUGGUAAGGUCGGGAUCGUGGUCGUCCAUCUCCAGUUUGCCGGCCGAUAAGAUCUCUGAGAUUGACCAGACAGCUGACUUGGUUUGGCUAUUCCUUUCUAUUGAAAAAGAGUCAGCUGUCUGCGCGAGUCACCUUCUUCUAGGCUCCGCUGGACGACACGGCAUUCUCUCGUACCGGCAUGGCCCCAUUGAUUUGUUUUCGAUCGGAGCAUCAAGCAGCGCAACCCGGUUCUACUUGACUAAGCCUCGUGCUCGUCCAAGGAGGGAGUUUGCUUUACCCAACUCCCUUUUUGAUAAUAAGGCAGAAACCCCCGACCGGACAUUCAUUAGUUUCGAAUGA